AGAAACUGUGAAUCAGUAGAAAAAAUGAAAGAGGCUAUAUGGGCUACCUAUUAUCACUAUAGCUCUACAGAUACAAAACCUCAGCACGAUAACUGCCCAAAAGGUCCAGACUCUUGGUGCGCUUGGCAACGAGCAUCAGCUACAAAUACUCUUUCAUCAUUUAAACAUGAGUAUACUCCAUUACCAGAUGAAGUUUUGAUUGCUAUGAAACCAAUAUAUGAUGAUCUCAGUAAGGAUGAGCUUCUUGAACGGUGUGUUGGUGGUUUCACACAAAAUAACAACGAGAGCUUCAACCAGUUGAUCUGGAAAAUUACUCCAAAAAUACUUCCUGCUGGUUCAAAGAUUGUUAAUAUUGCGGCAUUGGUCGCUGCUUGUAUCUUCAAUGAAGGAACAUCAGCUUUAUUAUUGAUUAUGCACGGUAUGGAUUUAAAAUUAGGCCGAAACUCCCACGAAUAUGCCCGAAUUUCGGAUGAAAACCGUGUAUGCGCAGCCGAAAAAAAAUCUGCGAGCGAGACUCGCGAAGCCAGAAUCCGUCAUCGACAGGAGCAAAAGAAUGCCCUGGACAUUGCAACUGCUGCAGGAUCUUUACUUUAUGGCCCAGGAAUCGACGAUUCACUAUGAUUUUGUCAGGAGUUAUGCUGACAACGCAGACGCACCUUUUUUCCGAGGGGUCACCGGAAAUGACGUCACAAUGGAGGAGUUUUGAUUUUUUUUUUUUGAAAAUUUUAGAAAUUAUUCUUUAAAUAU
Cotesia glomerata is the source of this 747-nucleotide messenger RNA. RefSeq lists its product as uncharacterized. NCBI's taxonomy places the organism in Eukaryota, Metazoa, Arthropoda, Insecta, Hymenoptera, Braconidae. The transcript is spliced from 2 exons. The record is from RefSeq and is a predicted model, not a curated record. Bases 25 to 621 code for a protein of 198 amino acids.